This is a messenger RNA of Botrytis deweyae, 2667 nucleotides long. RefSeq lists its product as uncharacterized. The transcript has a single exon. The record is from RefSeq and is a predicted model, not a curated record. NCBI's taxonomy places the organism in Eukaryota, Fungi, Ascomycota, Leotiomycetes, Helotiales, Sclerotiniaceae. The coding region runs from base 1 to 2667 and encodes 888 amino acids.
AUGUCUUUGGCGGAAAAGAGAUCAGGAGUUGAUGGUGCUAAUGAUGAAAUUGCGGAUUUGAGAGAAUUAGGGUUGGAACUGGGAGCGAUGGAGUCUGAUGCAAUGGGAAGAUUGCCGUCGGAUGCUGCUGGGACGGAUGAUGUAGAAGUGGGUGGUGUUUGUGAAGCUCAAGAGCGAGGAAAUGAUGAAGUUCUUGUGGAGAUUGACGACGCCGAUACAAAUGGAGAUCCGAAGAUUGAUAAAGGUUCAAACGAUGACCAUGCAACGAACGAUUCGGGCCACGAUUCUGGCCACGAUUUUGAUAUCAAAAUUUGUACUGAUGAGGGGAGAGAAAAGGCAUCUCGUGGGACCGAGGGACACGAAAAUGCUGCUGAAACAGAUGUUUUGGAUGACUCGGGUGACCACAAUGUCAGUUCUGGCAGCAAUUUGGAUGUGGAUAAACUUCAUGAUGAGGCUCUCUUAGGGGAACAUGAAGAGAGUGAAGAAGAAGAAAGCUCGGAAGAUUGGCAUCCAGAUUCUUCAGGAAUUGCUUCAGAACGUAAUGACUCUGUUGUCGUACGAUGGCCGAUCAAAAAAGUUGAAGGGGCCAAAGAUAGCAUGGAGAGUGAGAACGAAAUAAACACGACCACGACCGAGGUUUUGAAUCCCGACUUGUGCAAAUUCUGUAGGGUGUUCUUUGAUACUUGGUCCUCUGUCUGUGAGUUUUUUUUGGAGAAUAAAGGGUUUCAUGCCCUAAGUUCUGCGCAUUAUGAUACGAUGUCUGACUUAAGAGCAUCCGCAUCAGGUGGCUGUCAUCUGUGUGCUCUUUUUCUGAGUAUAUUAUCCUUUGAAUUGAGAAAAUACGAUUUCAGUGCUCAUGAGGCCGGCGACAACUUGCCGCUUGAUCAAUUUAAACCUGAAGAUAUAGUGCUUCAUAAAGAAAAUGAAUACGAUUGCAAGAUACACGACGAGGGAGAGUACGAUUGGAAUAUUGUAUCCACUUUCCGAACAAUCAAGGAUGAUCAACGGCAAAUAAUUACUUGGACAAAAAUCAUGCUAGACCAUGGUUCGGAUUCUUGCUAUAUUGAUGAAAAAAAUGGUCAGAAUAGCUGUGAAGAGCUUCGAUUGGGUGCUACUGAAGAAUCUACGGGUAUUGUGCGGGCAUGGAUUCGAGAAUGCCACUUAAAUCACAGUGCUUGUAAGCAACAAGAAGACAUUUUUGUUCUACCUACACGACUGAUCAAAAUUGAUUCUCAAGAAACACGUCUGUGUAUGUCUUCCAACGAGAAUUGCUCAGAAUAUGCAACUCUAAGCCAUUGCUGGGGAAAGACUGAAGUGUUACGGCUCCAAAAGGAUAACCUCCAAGAUUUUUUGAUAAAAAUUCCUUAUGAUAAGUUAUGCAAAACUUUCCGCGAUGCAAUUUAUAUUGCGAGAGUCUUAGGUUUCUCAUGGCUGUGGAUUGAUUCAUUAUGUAUAGUACAGGGCGAUCCUGAGGAUUGGAGUAGAGAGGCUUCUCGAAUGGCUACCGUUUAUGGACUUUCAAGCUUGAAUAUUGCUGCCACAGCCGCCCCAGAUGGUACCAUUGGUUGCUUGUUUGACCGCGACUUGAGAUACACGGAAAAACAUAAGGUCGAAGUGAAAAUGGACCGUCAAAAACAGGUCUACAGCAUUGCAGAUGACCGUUUGUAUAUAAACAAUAUCGCCAAUGCGGCCUUGACAAACCGCGCUUGGGCUUUCCAGGAGCGAAUACUAGCCCCGCGGACCUUACAUUUUACUAAAUCCCAACUCUUUUGGGAAUGUAGAACUAAUCAGGCUUGUGAGACUUUUCCUGGUACAUUACCGGAAAAUUUCUCUGAUCACACCUUAUAUCUACCUAAACAAGAGCUCCUGUCCUGGAGCAAGAUUAUCCAAAUAUACACCCAUUGUUCGUUAACAAACGAGAGUGAUCGUUUAAUUGCAAUAGGUGGUGUGGCAAGACAACACCAAAAGAAAAAUGGUGAUAAGUACCUUGCAGGACUGUGGCAAUCUCGGAUUAGAGAGCAGAUGUGCUGGUUCACCUACGGUGAGCAUAGGCAACAUCCGAGAGAAAACACGGGGCGAGCCCCUUCCUGGUCAUGGGCUGCAGUGAACAAUUCAGUCUAUUUUCCUGGGGAUACAGAAGUUUUUCAUGAAGCAUAUAUCGACGUCACCAAAAUUGACAUAACUCUUGAAAAUACCGACGAUCCAUUUGGAGGUGUUAAGAGCGGAAUCCUGACCCUACGCUCAAGAUUUAUGAUGAUCUUUGGAAUGGAGCCACGUCCCAACACUGCUAACAACUAUCGCGGAAUAUCCUUUGGUAAAUUCCCAAUUAGAACUUCCGAUAUCUUUUGGGAUCAUAGAGAUUGUGGUUUGGAGAGCUAUUCUGAAUCAAUUUUAAUGUUGCCUAUUGGCGUCUUGUUAAAUUCUAUUAAGGUGCUCGUGCUAAUGUUGACCAAUCAAGAAAAUGGGAAAUAUGAGCGUGUCGGUUAUUUUGAUUUGCCUAGCUACUCUGAUGGCUAUGAAUCAAUUCGUCGAGCCAUGAAUCUUACCCAAGAUGAUGAGCAAUUCAAAGAGCUGGGUCUUGGCGAUGCCCUUCCUUCAGAAAAAGACUAUAUCUCAACUGAUGUAGAUGAAGAUGGGAUUACGUGGUAUACAAUUUCUAUUAUAUGA